UUAAUAUUAUAGUUCAGGGACUUUUGGCAAUGAUUCUUAAAGAGGGGUAUUAGACUUUCAUGCUAUUUUUAUUGUUUUGCUAAGCUUUAUUAAAAAUAAUUGAUAGCUUUGUGGAAGACAAUCUUUAAAUAAUCAAAAAUGUGCUCAAAGCUCAAAACUAACCUAAAUUAUUUAUUUCUUAUAAUCGUGUUGUUCGCUGGCGUAGUCAUGGGAAUGAGCAAAGAUGAACGAAACCGAUUGAAAGAGAAGAGUCGAGAAAUGUUCUAUCAUGCCUACAAGUCUUAUUUGAAUCAUGCAUACCCUGCAGAUGAACUAAUGCCCCUAAGUUGUAAAGGAAGAUACCGAGACAAAGAACCUAAUCGAGGAGAUAUUGAUGAUGCACUGGGAAACUUCUCAUUGACACUUGUUGAUUCUUUGGACACCUUGGUGCUGCUAGGGGACUUGGAUGAAUUUGAACAUGCUGUGAAACUAGUCAUCCGAAAUGUGAAGUUUGAUUCUGAUUUAGUUGUGUCAGUGUUUGAGACCAACAUUAGGAUGGUUGGAGGUCUCUUAAGUGGUCACAUCUUUAGUUCCUAUCUUCAAGACAAGCUAAACCAUAUGCAUUGGUACAGAGGAGAAUUACUGAACAUGGCCAAGGAACUAGGGUACAGACUCCUGCCAGCAUUCAACACUACCACUGGAGUACCGCAUCCACGGAUUAACUUAAAGUAUGGACUGAAAUCACCAAAGCUUGGGGUGUUACGAGAGACAUGCACUGCAUGUGCUGGUACUAUGAUCUUGGAGUUUGCUGCUCUCAGCCGUCUUACUGGAGAACCUAUAUUUGAGGACAAAGCAAGAGCAGCCAUGGACUAUCUGUGGCACCAGCGGCAUCAGACCAGUGACUUAAUGGGUACAGUACUUAAUAUCCAUAGUGGAGACUGGGUUCAGAGAGAAAGUGGUGUGGGAGCUGGAAUAGACUCUUAUUAUGAGUAUUGUCUGAAGGCCUACAUUCUCCUAGGAGAUGAUACAUAUUUAGAACGCUUCAACAAGCACUAUUCAGCAGUUAUGAAGUACAUUAGUCAAGGACCGCUUCUAGUGGACGUUCACAUGCAUCGGCCCCAUACUAACUCUCGAAACUUCAUGGAUGCUCUCCUAGCUUUUUGGCCCGGUCUCCAGGUACUGAAGGGAGAUAUAAAACCAGCGAUUGAAACACAUGAGAUGCUGUAUCAAGUUAUGCAGAAACAUAACUUCCUACCAGAGGCCUUCACCACUGAUUUUCAAGUCCACUGGGGGCAACAUCCAUUACGGCCUGAAUUUGUGGAGAGCACCUAUUUCCUCUUUAAGGCAACAGAAGAUUCUUACUACUUGGAAGCAGGAAAAAAGGUAUUAGAAAGUCUUCAGACCCAUGCUCGUGUCCCAUGUGGGUUUGCUGCUGUUAAAGAUGUGCGUACUGGUAGUCACGAGGACAGAAUGGACUCCUUUGUUUUGGCUGAAACUUUUAAGUACUUGUACUUGUUAUUCUCCUUGAAAGAAGAACUCAUCAUCAAUCUUGAUGACUUCGUGUUUACCACAGAGGCCCAUCUGUUUCCUUUAAGUCUAGCUCGUCUCAGUAAUGCAACAGUCGUUCCAUCUCCCAAGUCACACAUAUUAGAUCUAGUAGAAGAGGAUUUUUCUAGCAGCUGUCCUAACACACAUUACCUCUUCCCUGAAGACAGAAACUUUGCUCAUUCCAUACGGCAACCUUUGAAAAACCUUGUUGAAGGCACAUGUCCAACUUAUAAGUCAGGGUUAAAACGACGUAGGCUGUCUGCCUCAGAGUUCCAGGCCUCCAACAAAAAUCAUUUGGCUCUGGUGAGAAAGAUGGGAAUUACAGUAGUUAUGUUAGCUGAUGGAAGAAUUCAACUAGUACACAACAGUGCUCAGGCAGAGUCUCAAGAUGAUGCUGAAGAAGGAGUUUUGUUCAUGCAAGAAAUGAUUGAACUCUCUAAAGCCCAGAAUCAGCAGGAGCGUCAGCUACGAGUUGUAUACUUUACAUUACCUGGAACCAAGGUACGAAUGGUACUAAAUGCUGGACCAGCUCAGUUUGGUACCGACUUAAAAGGAAGGAAUCCAGUAGAAGCAGAAGUUGUGGUAGCUCAACCACUGCGAGCCUGCGGGAUCAUAAACAACAAGGAUGAAGUAAAAAAUAAGCUUGUCAUUGUUGAACGGGGCGAUUGUAUGUUUGUUGAAAAGGCACGAAAUAUUGAAGCAGCUGGAGGCAUCGGAGGACUAGUACUGGAUAAUAAUCCAGAAACCAGCUCUAAAUCCUCCCCUAUGUUUGCUAUGUCUGGAGAUGGCAAUGAUGACAUUAAGAUUCCUGUGGUGUUUCUCUUCUCCGAAGAUGGAGGGAUCUUGUUGAAUGCAGUUCGAGAACAUCCAGGGCUAUUAGUUGGGAUAGCUGAUGCAUUAUCGUUGAAAGCUGAAGAAGUCCACACAGAGCAAGUUCCCAGUUCUCCACAGGGUCUUGGUGAUGGAGAUGCUCCUUCGGUGAUAGGAGUUGGUCAGGUCACUGAGGUCUACGAACCAGACAUGUCACAAGAUAAAGAUACAUCUAGUGUCAAUAAACGUAUGCAUGAACUGUUUAUGAAGCUCCAUAAUCUUCAACAGAUCAAAGUGGACCUAGAUCAGUUGUUAACUCUUGUCAGCAGUGGUCAGUUUUCAAGUUCUGGUAAUGACAUUCUACAGAAGAGAUUUCGGCACUUCUUAAAAACACUGCUUGGUAAAGAAAAGUUAUUGUCACUUGAUCAAGAACUCCUGAAUUUAUUAGUCAAACUGUCUAAGACAGUUCAGUUUACAGAUUCCCUCCCUUUCCUUCCAAAUCUCCAAACACUAAAUCCUUUGACCAAUCCAAUAGCUUUUCAGUACUUUCUACAAAAUAUCAGAACUCAAAAAGAACCUUUCCUUACCUCAGCAUACAAAAGUGGUGCCAGUGGUAAAUUGACACAAGGUCAGUCAUUUCAGUCUACUCUGGUCAGUCCAGAUGAUCAGAAAGAUGAUUUAUGACCCUAGUGCAAUCCAUUUUUGGCUAUGUACAUUCCAUGGUCACGACGAGACUCCAGAACUCCCUCCUUGAUGUAUAAAUCCUGAAAUAAAUGUUUAGGGGAGGGGACAAUGAUGCUGUAAAUCAUUAUUUAUCUUUGUUGGAAGGUACACUUGGGGACUGGUAAAGCCUGAGCUUUAAGGACAAAGCACUUUCAUACUGUUGUUAACCUAAUUUAAUUAUUUAAUGCAACUGGUCUAAAGUUUACCAUCAUGAGUAAUAUUUAAAACUUUGGUAUCCAAGUUAUUGAUAUUCAGAUGCUUUAUUUCCAGUGGUGUUUUGUGAAAGAACCAAAAGGUGCACCAUGAGUUUCAAAGAUUGAGAGUGUAGUGUAUACAUCUAGAAGGCUGUUUCAUUAUGACUCAUUUUUAACUGGUGACCUUCUCUCACCAUACUCUAUAUAUGAUGGGAAAAUUUGGAAGAAAUUUCUGCUUUUCUAACUUGUUUUGAAUGAACUACCUGUCAUAGCAGAAAAGUAAGAAAAAUUUUAACUUUCUGAAAGAUGCAACAGAAGUGGGUGUGAUAAGAUUUAAUUGUAAAAAUUAAGUAAUUUGUAUCAGAUAUUUUGUUGAACAUUCUCUCUUCUAAUUGGAAUAAUAGCUUUAUGUGAUGACAUGCUUUUUAGGUUUGAAGUAUUACAUGCUCUGUUCUUUAUCAUUUAAACAUGCCAGUUUCAGGCAGAUUAGCCAUGUGGUGGAUCCAUAGAUUUGACAAUUCAGUGUGUUGAUGUGUGCAUCAACAUGUCAAAGUCAGAAACUUACAUGUGGUCGAUCCAUAGAUUUGACAGUUCAAUGUGUUGAUGUGUGCAUCAACAUGUCAAAGUCAGAAACCUAGUGACGUUAAAGUUCCAAGUUAGAAGUUUCAGCAAAUGUGGUAAAGAUCAUACUAUCCAGAACCAAAGUAAUGUAUGUGUUAGUUAAAACAGAAAAUUGCUAAUGUUAUGAGACCUUUAGUAAGAUAGCAGUUUUUAAACAUCAAUCAGUUAAAGACAUGACUUUAUUGUUGUUGUUUUGUUUUUACUAGCCUUUUAAACAAUGGAGAUAAGUGUUAAAUAGAAGGUCAGUUGUAACUUUUCUAGGAUUAAACUAGCCAUGUCACAAGGGUAAGCAGUUAGUAGACUAUUAGACUAGAAUCAUCAUUUGUUUUUUGCUAUUAUCAGACAUUUGUUACGGGUUUAUUGUUCAAUGUCAGCUUCAACUUCCUAGGAGGGUCAGAGUUGAACCUAGUAGUCCGAACAGAUAAAGGAGUGUGGGUUCAAGUGCCCUGUUCUAUGACAUAAAGAUAAUAUCUAACAGAUGAUUUCUGCAUAAAUAAAAAGGCAUAGGGUCCAUAGAAUUUAAAGAAAAGGUCAGUAGCUGGUACAUUAGUGUACCAUGUCUUUUUGGUAUAAUCGUUAAGAUUUGCUCUAGAUACAAACAACUGCUGGAAGCUAUUACAAGUAAGAUAUCAUUUUUUGAAGCGUUAUAUUGUUGUCAAAAACUUUAAACACCUGAAAGAAAAGUUUUGUGUAGGUUCUGUGGUAUAUUUGAAUAUAUAUAUAUAGUUUUAUGUUACAAGUGAAAUAACUUAUAUUUGUCUAAUUAACUAAAGUACUAAUGACUGACAUUAUAAAAUAUUCCUAAUAAUUUAUAACUUUUUUUUUAUCUUUUUAUUUUUACUGCAAGAAACUUUGAAAGUUUCUUAGUUUAAGUACUUAUCAGUGAAGGGUUUCUUUUUGUUACAUUUUUGUUUUUGAAUUCUUACCAGCCACAGUUAACCCUACUUUCUUCUAGAUUUUUUGGGCGAGUCACAUAGAAGUAAAAUGUUCCUUUAAAAACUUGGCUCUAUGAAUAAUUCAUCAGGCUUCAACUAGAUAGUCAUUUUAAAUGUAACAUUUUCCUCAAAAAUUGUACUUGCAAAUCAAUUACAUUCACCAGAAAUUAUAAAACUAAACUUAGUUGGUUUUUUAAUCAUAAAAUUGUAUUAACAUUCGCACAACUUUACUAAUGAUCAUCGAACAAAACUGUAUGUGUAUGUACAUACAAAGAAAAAAAAAUAGUAAUGAUGUUUUAUGUAUUUUUAUCGUAAUGCUUGAUUUUCACGAAUGGUAAGAACCAAAACAUCCUCUCUUUUCUUUUCUCCUUCAGGGCACCAACUUAUUAAAUUUAACAUAUACAUGUUAAUAAAUAGCUUCAAUAAAGCCAGCAUGCUUUUUUCUAUCACAUCUUUCAUUAGUAGGGAUUUUCAAGUCCAUACAUUUCAUUACAGAUUAUAUGGAGGUUAUUAGAGAUUUUGUUAUGUAAACUUAGCAUGCAUUCACACCAAACACUUACUUACUCAAGUUCACAGUAUUAUGAUGAAAAGGAAGCUUUCAACAGUAUAGAUUUUGAUAUUGAACACUAUAUAAAUUAUAAUGUAUAUUUAAGAAACUUCAUUUUUGGUAAUAAAGCUGGAAGUCUAUGUGUUCGAAGCAGAAGUUUCUUGUUGCUUUCACCCAAAAAUGUUUGUCUAUGGGAAAUUUGAGAGUAAAGGGCUAAAUUUUGUGAUUUUCCAGAGUGUGUUAUCUGAAUGAAAUCUUUAUUAUGAUAACGUGUUAUUUCAGUAAAAGUUUGUUUUAGAUUAUACAUCAUGUUGUUAUAUUUGAGUUACUCAAUGAAAGUUGUACAGUAGUGAUAACUGUGUAUUUUCUAGGUAAAUCACUUUUAAAGAAACAGGUUUUUUUGUUUGUAACCUAUCUAUGUAUUUAAUCCUUGAUGUUUUUAAGCAUUAUCUAUGUGUUUUCUUGAGUUUUUUUCUCAUUUGGUCAUAGAGUGUAGGAAAAUAUUAUUGGUGAAAGUGUCUUUUAUAUUUUUCUCAAGGAAGAGAGAGAGAGCUAAGACUAAUAUCAGUAAGAAAAUGAAAAAGCAAGAGAUGUACUAUUUACCAUGAUGAACUGAAAAAGAACGUGACAUCUAACGUAGCUAUAAAAUUGUUCCUAAUCAUAUAUACGUGUGUGUGUGUGUAUGUAACAACAUGCAGAAUUUGGUAAGCAUCCAAUGAACAGGCACUUUCUUUUUAAUAAACUGUGUUAUGUGACUAAA
Limulus polyphemus (Atlantic horseshoe crab) is the source of this 6117-nucleotide messenger RNA. RefSeq names its product ER degradation-enhancing alpha-mannosidase-like protein 3 (gene Edem2). The transcript is spliced from 22 exons. Gene Ontology annotation, molecular function: calcium ion binding; mannosyl-oligosaccharide 1,2-alpha-mannosidase activity. Gene Ontology annotation, biological process: carbohydrate metabolic process; endoplasmic reticulum mannose trimming; mannose trimming involved in glycoprotein ERAD pathway. Gene Ontology annotation, cellular component: membrane; endoplasmic reticulum. Lineage: Eukaryota; Metazoa; Arthropoda; Merostomata; Xiphosura; Limulidae. The coding region runs from base 139 to 3021 and encodes 960 amino acids. The record is from RefSeq and is a predicted model, not a curated record.